This is a messenger RNA of Amyelois transitella, 3856 nucleotides long. RefSeq names its product proton-coupled amino acid transporter-like protein pathetic. The transcript is spliced from 8 exons. Gene Ontology annotation, cellular component: vacuolar membrane. Bases 1088 to 2443 code for a protein of 451 amino acids. Gene Ontology annotation, biological process: amino acid transmembrane transport. Gene Ontology annotation, molecular function: amino acid transmembrane transporter activity. Lineage: Eukaryota; Metazoa; Arthropoda; Insecta; Lepidoptera; Pyralidae. The record is from RefSeq and is a predicted model, not a curated record.
UUAAAGAAAAUCUCAAUAUAAUUUGGCCCUUAUCUUUUAUUAAUUGAUUUAGGACGGUUUUCGUUUUCAUAAAUAAAUGUUUUGUGUCAGCGUCAGCGUGAGGUCAUAUUCUGAGCAAAUUUCAUAACUGCGUUUUUCUGAAAUAAAAAGGAAAUCUAGGUGAAAACACAUCUUUAUAAAUGAUUUGUAAGUUAAAGUGUAUAAUUAAACGCGUAACGCAAUGACCUGCUAAAAAUAUGAGGUUACGCUACGAAAAUUCAAAUAUUUUUUUUUAAAAUGAAAAUGUUUUUAAAUCACUUAUAAAGCCGAAAGGUGAAGUUUAAAUAUUCUUAUGUACUAUUGAAAGAAUAAAACAAAAUACACAGAUUAGGAUACGAGUAACUUUACUCAGCCAAUUGUACGAGACCUGCAAUUAUUACCAGAUAUUUUUAUUACGAACAUUAUAUACGUAGAAGGUUCCUAUAACAUUAUUCUUCCAAAUUAUACAAAAUCACGAGCAUGGUUAUUAACUUUCAAGUGACUUUUGACUACAAGUGAAAACCGGCGCAUCAUUCUUGUGCCUUCCAUCUCUGGUGAGCUAUUCAUUUUUUAUUGUUAUUAAUUUGAUUUUAUCGAGUCCAUUUCCCAUUAGAGAUACAAAAUAUUAUUAUAAUGUACAUAAAUUAGUUCAUAAAAAAUGAAUAUCGCUCAUCUUAGUCGACAAGGGAAACUUUUACAUUUUUGACAUACAAAAAUUCAAGGUAAGAAAUACUUACCUGUCGAUCAUUUUUUAUAUCUGGAUGACUUUUUCAAGAAUUGAAGUUUUUUAAAUCGCGCUUUUUUUGCCGACUGUAUUAUGACAAAUUAUAAAAAAACUGAAAUUUCUUUAAAUAAAAUUCAUAACAUUAAACUAGUCAAAUCAAAUAACACUUUUAUUAUUAUUGUUACCUAUCCCUAAUGUGAAAUGGGCUUUCAACCUUAGCUAAACCAAUAUUUUACCCUCAUUUCAUAGUUGCUUGUAAUAAAUUCUAAGAUUUUAGGUAAACGCAGACUUGGCCACAUCGCACGCAUCGCAGACGCAAAUUCUAAUCACAUUUUAUGAAAUUGUAUGCUAAUCCUUGCGCACUCACUCGUAAAGCGGUUGCCGCAGAACUUAAAAAGAAGCGUCCACUGCGCCGGCUGCGGUUCUUGCGUCCCGAUUAGACUGCGUUCACCUUCAAAAUAUAGAGACGUGAGAGCAGCUGCAAAUAUAAUCAAAUCUUCUCUCGGGUCAGGCCUACUAGCUGGUCCUUUAGCCUUUUCAAACUCAGGAUGGGGUGUUGGUAUCGUAGGAACUAUUAUCAUAGGAUUCAUUUGCGGCCACUGUAUUCAUAUAUUAGUGAAAACAUCCCGCGGAUGUUGUAAAGUGGAAAAAAAGCCUUCAAUGGGAUACGCUGAGACAGCCAAAUCUGUUUUCAUGAAUGGACCGAAAUGUGUGAGACCUUUUGCAACUGCUGCUAGUAUAUUUUCCGAGUUUGCUCUAAUAUCAACUUACGUUGGCGUGUGUUGUAUUUACACUGUACUUAUAUCGGAUUCAGUGAAACAGUUGGUAGACCGGUAUGUGCCUUCAGUGGUUUGGCCUGUGGAAUAUUACUGUUUAAUAUUUUUAGUGCCACUAUGUUUACUUUGCCAAAUCAAAUAUUUGAAAUUCUUGGCAAUUUUUUCAAUAGUUGCGAAUGUCCUCCUAAUGGCUACGUACCUAAUUUGCCUGUAUUAUGUGUUUGGGAAUGACAUAAAUUUCGCUGAUAAGAAAAUAGCUGGGGAUCCGGCUAGAUACCCCGCGUUUGUCUCCACUGUCAUCUUUGCAAUGGAAGGCAUUGGUGUAGUGAUGCCGGUAGAGAAUGCCAUGAAGAAACCACAGCACCUGUUAGGGUUCCCCAGCGUUCUCUUUGUUUCUAUGUCCAUUAUCGUAUUCAUGUACAGCACCCUGGGUUUGUUUGGAUACUUCCAAUAUGGAGAUGUAUUGAGAGGUUCUAUCACUUUGAACUUGCCUAUAGAUGAUUGGCCAGCAGUGUGUGCAAAAAUUUUCAUAGCUUCGUCCAUUUUCUUCACGUAUCCUCUGCAAUUCUUCAUCGUUAUGGAUAUCUUCACCAAGUACACUGAUCCUCACAUUAAUCAGAAGUACAAGAUGACCACCCAAGUGGUGGCUCGGACCGUGGGCGUUUGUUGUUGUGUGGGCAUCGGUGUCGCCUUGCCGCUACUUGAGCAGAUCAUAAACCUGGUGGGAGCCGUAUUCUACGCUAUCCUGGGUUUCAUCAUCCCAGCUGUCCUGGAGACGGUGUUCAGAUGGAAUGACCUAGGGAAAUACAACUGGGUCCUGUGGAAGAAUAUCCUUCUCCUUAUAUUCGGAAUCGGCACUUUGUUGUCUGGCUGCACUGUCACUAUUAUGGAUAUUGUCAAAAUAUUACAUAGUAAAAGGGAAUGAAAUGUUGUAGAUUUGUUUUUUAAUUGCGUAGCAAUAUUAUUUUUUAUUUUUUUAUUAAUUAUUAAUUGCGAAACUAUAAUAAGGCUUAAAAUUACAAUAAAAACAUUAAAUAAACACUGCAAAAAUAUGAACGACAAAUAAUAAUAUGUCGAUAUAGAUCUUUAAUUUAUAAAUUAAAUAAUGAUAAAAAUUUAAAUGAAUUGGAAAUAAACAUAAAAUUCAUAAUGACAUUCAGAUUAUUAUGAAAGUUAUUUACUUAAGUAUGUAAGUAAACAAAUUUUUCGUAUCAAGAUAGUCAUAAAAAUAUUUGGGUUUUAGUUACAAGGUACCUAAUAUAAAACUUAUCUCAAAUUAUACCAAUGUAGACGCAUGAUAUUUACUGAUAGGCUAGGUUCGUGUAAUUUUUUAUAUUUGUCACGCUAUAGUAGAAGUGCCUUGAUUUAUUAGAUUUAUUACUGAGGUAGUGUUUAAUCCAGCUCAAGUGUUUGUCUUAUGACUUAUCGGUAGUCUUAAUUUUUCCGAUAAUCAAUAUUAUCACUAUGAACUGCACUUAAUUAUUGCAAUACAUUAUUAUCUCUCAACAACUCUACUUCAAAAUGAGAGUUUCGAAACAAACAAUAUGCGUAGACGUUAACCGACAUUGCUCACAGCAAUAUCCUGUAAGAAUUGCAAAUAAAUUUAUUUUAUCCUAAUCUUAGUCUUAGUGAUGUUAGUGUAAAUAUUUGUAACUAUACGUUUAGUGAUAUCACGGUGAUAACAUAAUGAAAGAUAUUAUAAGGAAGAUUAGUUACAAUCCGUUUGAACACAGAGAACAUUCCAAAUCUGUUAAGUAUGUAUGAAUUUGUUUUUGUAAGUGGGUUAAGUUCAAAACUGUUGCUUAUUAAACAUUUUGAAUAUCUUAUUUUGUAAUAUAUGGAAAAUAUAUAUAUAUAUUAAACCCAUUACGUUGUAAAAUUGCACUUAAGUAAAAAAAAUGUACGUGCUAUUUUUGUGAUCAAAGUAAAACCUCUUCAAUAGUCUUGAGAAUAAUGUAUUAUAGAGAGAAAAUCAAAUACAAAGAGAUGGACUUGUUAAUAAGAGAAAUAGAAGCAGAGUAUAAGACUAUUAAUUUGUGGUACUUGUAUUUAGCUGAACCACUUAUCAUUGUUAAAAUCAAUGUACCUGAGUUUUUUCUGCCGUAUUAUCAAUUAUAGUAAUUACUAGGGAUGGUAUUAAGAGAAACAUCAGAAUGUUAUAGAGUUAGAUAUAAUUGUACCUUAAUUUAUUUUUUUGAAUGUUUCAAAAAUUUUUAAUUAAAAUGUUUAUUAAAAAUAUAAUGAAAUUGUCAUAUUUUAUUCACAUUUUAUACUUUUGCCUUUCAACUAUGAUAACACAGGCACUUCUGCACACGCACUUCUGCUUACGAUAGUUUUU